Molecule: messenger RNA, 1386 nt
Organism: Apis florea (little honeybee)
Lineage: Eukaryota; Metazoa; Arthropoda; Insecta; Hymenoptera; Apidae
Product: peroxidase
Biological process (GO): response to oxidative stress
Molecular function (GO): heme binding; peroxidase activity
Source: RefSeq, a predicted model, not a curated record
AUGUCAACAGGCCUUUACCUCGAUUCGGACAAUCCUGCAAGGCACGUGGCAUUUUUUAACGACCAAACAGAGGAAGCAAGAAUGCUGGCCAAGUACGGUUACGCUGUUCUCCAGGGCGCCGCGUUGUUCAAAAGAAAAUUCCCGAACGCACCGACGGACACGCUUCUGUCUCGACGGAGUCAAAGCGAUCCGCUCCGACGUAGCUGUCCAAACAGAGGGGUUCCAGACUGUCCAGCGGCUAGUCUGAGGUACAGAACGUCCGACGGAAGCUGUAACAACCUGAAGCAUCUCUGGUGGGGCUCGGCCAUGUCCACGAUGGAAAGAUUCUUGCCACCGAUAUACGGGGACGGGAUUCAGAGUGUGAGGAGAUCGAUAAACGGAGGACCGCUUCCCAGCCCGAGACUCAUAAGCGCGAUAAUUCACAAGGACAAAGAUGUCCCUUUGGAGUCUGUUACUCAUAUGCUGAUGCAGUGGGGGCAAUUUAUCGACCAUGACUUGACAGCCACCGGACAAAGCAGAGGAUUCAACGGCAGCGUGCCGCAGUGUUGCCUGAAAUCUGGCUUAGGCUUCCAACCGCCGGAAUUUAUGGUAAUUAUCUCCCGAGAACUCGAUAAUUUGCCCUUCCGUUGGAUUAAAACCGCGUGUCCACAGCAUCCCGAGUGUUUGCCGAUACCGGUCAGCCCGCAAGACCAUUUCUUCGGCCCCCUGGGUAUCAGGUGUUUAGAAUUCGCUCGAAGCGGUCCAGCGCCCAAAGAAGACUGCGAGUUCGGGCCCAGGGAGCAAUUGACGCAAGUGACGAGCUACCUGGACGCAUCCAUGGUGUACAGCAGCCACCCUUUCGUAACAGACUCUUUGAGAUUAUUUCGAAACGGCCUGUUGCAGUACGGAAAGAUUCAGUCGCACAGGCCGGUGCUGGCCAAAAUGGAUCCCGACAUUUGCAGACGCGGCUCGUUAUCGACGAGCUGCUUCAAAGCCGGGGAUGGCCGCCUCGUCGAGCAACCAGCCCUCACUUCCCUCCACGUGGUUUUCUUGAGGCUGCACAAUAGAAUAGCAACGAAACUCGCCGCGUUGAACCCUCAUUGGAGCGACGAGAAACUGUUUCAAGAAUCCCGGCGAAUCGUGGCCGCCAUUGUCCAGCACAUCACCUACAGAGAAUUUCUACCCAUUGUCCUCGGUCGAGAUGUGAUGAGAAUAUUCGGGCUGGAACUGGUGAGGAAAGGGUAUUACGAGGGUUACGAUCCGGACGUGAACCCGACCGUAGCUAAUGCGUUCUCCACGGCCGCUUAUCGCUUCGGUCAUUCCCUGACGUCUCGAUUCACGACGAGCUGGCCAAUCUCGGCGAUUUGGAGACAGCUGGAUCCGUGGAUCGCCUCCUCCUCGGCCUGA